Solea senegalensis (Senegalese sole) is the source of this 1299-nucleotide messenger RNA. RefSeq lists its product as uncharacterized. The record is from RefSeq and is a predicted model, not a curated record. Lineage: Eukaryota; Metazoa; Chordata; Actinopteri; Pleuronectiformes; Soleidae. The transcript is spliced from 10 exons. The coding region runs from base 143 to 949 and encodes 268 amino acids.
UGGAUUUACUAAAUUUAGUGGCACUUCACAGAAGCAGAAUGGAGAAGUGAGUUAAGUGAGCAAACGUGAGGAGGAAGUCGUACCGAAACAUGCAGGUACACAAAUAAAACAAUUUGGUAUCCACUGUUCACUAUGGGCCAACAUGUCUGUAGACGGGACCAAGUUACUGUUUGAGGGCUUCCUGCAGAAAAGAAAGGAUACUAUGAAAAUAAGGUGGGUGACGUAUUGGUUCAGGCUUCAAAAUACCACCUUGUUCUUCUAUACCAGGAAGAAUGGCAGUGCUUUACACUUGAGAAGCUAUUACUACAUUUACACAGUGCAGUCAGUGCGAGAGGUCCAGAGACCUGACAGCAGCAGGCGCUUUAUGUUUGAAAUCAACAUGAAGAAUGGGAAAAGAAAAAUGUUGGCAGCAGAGACGGCAGCUCUCAGGAGAGAGUGGGUACAUCAACUGUGGGAAGCCAUGCAUCUUUCUUUCUGUAGAUCUUCAGACAGCAGAGGCACAAACCUUGAUGAGUGUGAGCAGCGAGACAGACAGAACAGCAGCAGCACACACCUCUGCACCCAUGGCAACACUGGGAUGGAGUCUCUUCCUGCUGGGCUCAUCUCUGCACCUUCUCCUUCAGUCCAAAUCCACUGUGGCGUUGUUGCCUCCCCCACAAACCUGCCUCAGGAGCUGAACAGCGACGGUCUCAACUAUCAGCAGUCCGUUGGGUUCAGCAGUGCAGUGGACGGUCGAGAAGUAGUUUAUGACGUUUUACCAAUUAGAAAAGAGAUCGACAUUUCAACACAGGUGAACGAGGGAGUGUAUGACACUCCACUGUCUUACAAGAGACUUGCUGCUCCCCAGGUCGCAGCAGAGAGCAUCUACGAUAUACCAAGCGUUCAUUUGAGAAACGUGUCUGAUCACAUCACAGAGGGGCUUUACGAGAACGUAUGCUGGAGGAUGUGACGCCCAGUUUGUGGUCGACGACUCAUGAACUGGAGGCUGAAACACCUGUAAAUAAAUACUACUUUUCAGCAGCUGUAUAUGAGACAACUCACCACAACACAAAAGAGGUUCCACUGUCAUAUUUAUUUAUUUCAUCUCCAUGCGACCACUUAUAUCUACAGAGAACACACUGUACAAUAAUGUCCACACAUAUGCACCAUGGGUCAACAACACACCAAUAUUCACAACAAUAAAAUGACUCAUUUCCAUGUCACCUGGUUCACAGUUUACAGGUUUACACCACUACCGUUGAUAUUGCUGAACUUCACACUUUGGACUUGGUUAAAGUUAUUAUUAUUAUGAGUUUGUUU